AUGUCGCAACAUGACCAACAACAGCAGGAUGAUCCAUACGGUUAUGCGCAGUUCAACAGCGAAUACCAGGCACCAUACAGCAACUCCAACAACACGACUAGUCAGAUUCCUCUACCUGGUCCCCAUUUCCCACAUCUAUCUCACCAUGUUCACGAACAAAGCUCUCGAUGUGCUCACGAUCACUCCUCCAACAUCCCGAACAAUUUCACACGAGGCGCGAGCCCUCAGUCGUAUCCAUACGCUCAUUUAUCGCCAGCACAGCCGUACGCGCAAGCCUCACCAGCCCACUCCUACACACAGGCAUCUCCAGCUCGACAUCCAUCACCAUCUCAAUAUCCAAUUUCACAAUCCUGUUCUCAAGGCCAUACACAAACAACCGGUAAUUCUGCGAUUCAACAAGCACCACACUGGGUGUAUCAUCCGCCAUCUGCCAGCCCAUAUCCACCUGGUGCACUACCUCUGUCCCCAACCAAUGUUCACAACACCAAUACCAACCAGCAGCAAGUUACUCCGGGGCUACAACUCCGAUCUACUCACAAGGAUCGUCAGCAAUCCAGCCCAUCAACCAUGUGCAUCCACCUCAACCUCAUGCGGUUCCUCAGCUGA
Parastagonospora nodorum SN15 is the source of this 606-nucleotide messenger RNA. RefSeq lists its product as hypothetical. Lineage: Eukaryota; Fungi; Ascomycota; Dothideomycetes; Pleosporales; Phaeosphaeriaceae. The record is from RefSeq and is a predicted model, not a curated record. The transcript has 2 exons. Bases 1 to 606 code for a protein of 201 amino acids.